Gaeumannomyces tritici R3-111a-1 is the source of this 1234-nucleotide messenger RNA. RefSeq lists its product as hypothetical. NCBI's taxonomy places the organism in Eukaryota, Fungi, Ascomycota, Sordariomycetes, Magnaporthales, Magnaporthaceae. The transcript is spliced from 2 exons. The record is from RefSeq and is a predicted model, not a curated record. Bases 136 to 741 code for a protein of 201 amino acids.
CCCAUCAUCCCUCGCCCGGAUCCCCUCACCUGCCAGCCCAGACAGCAUCAAUCACAAAGGAACGCACACACGCCACGACUACUGCGACAUCUACAGUUUAUCGUUUGCGCCUGUGAGAGAGCAGAACCGCCCGCCAUGAUUUCGGCAAUAUUCUUCGCCUUUUGGCGCAUCCUGGAGAUUAUCACUCUGAUCAUCAUCAUCGGCCUCCUCUCGUGGUUUGUCGACGGCUACGUCAAGGCCAACGCGCUCACGCCCAACUUCAUCCUCAUCCUCUUCAUCGUGUCGGUACUGGCGUGCGCGUGGGCCUUCUUCACGCUCUUCAGCUACCACCGCAGCAGCACAAACGCGCAGUUCGUCGGGGUCGUGGACCUGCUCUUCGUCGGCGCCUUCAUCGCAGCCGUCUACUUCCUCGGCUUCAUCGCGCGCGCCGACUGCACCCAGAUCACGCGCGGCGAGUACUACUCGUAUGGCCUCGGCAGCUUCGUGCAGGUGUCGGGCCAGGGCAUCAGCGUCAGCACCGACCGCCCGUGCGCCAUGCUCAAGGCCGCCUUCGCCUUUGGCAUCAUGAACUGCAUCUUCUUCUUUGUGACGUCGAUGCUGGCCUUCCUCCACGGCGGCCGCAUGAGCAGCAAGGAGGACAAGUACUACCACUCGAGCCGCCACUCGCACCGCCGCGGUAGCAGCCGCCACAGCCGUCACAGCAGGCGGUCGUCGCACUCGCACUCGCGCACCUACGUCUAAUUCCUCUAUUGCGCAAGCCCGCAUUGGCUGCCCACGUCCCGUGUCCGCCAUUCCCGUCGCCCGCUGAUGACAGGUCCGCUGGGCGGGUCUGUCGUGUGCGUGCUCUCACCGGCACCCUGCGACGACCAAUUUCGUCGCACUGCUCUCAUUCCACAGCCACUACCAAUCGUGGUAUUUUUGUGUUGGAUGCGACCUUGAUUAAAAGUCCUUGUUAUUUGGGAGGGUACUGAUUGCUAUCAUCUGUUUCACGAGUUCAACGAAUUGAUGUUUUUAUUGAUUUUGGGUCCGCUUUAUGAUGUAAUUUAUGCGAGAUUUUUAUUAUCACACCGCAAUUAUGCAUUCUACCACCUACCUGCUGCUUACUUCCGUGACCUCAUCCGACUUGGACACUAUACGACGACGUGUAUAUACAAGGAAUGUAGGGCUGUGGUGCUCAGAUGCCAAUCGUCGUAUAUAUGAAUUACAGAUAAACCGGCGCGUAGACAUUCAAAAC